This is a messenger RNA of Crotalus tigris (Tiger rattlesnake), 6036 nucleotides long. RefSeq names its product TBC1 domain family member 1 (gene TBC1D1). The transcript has 22 exons. Lineage: Eukaryota; Metazoa; Chordata; Lepidosauria; Squamata; Viperidae. Bases 367 to 4206 code for a protein of 1279 amino acids. The record is from RefSeq and is a predicted model, not a curated record.
UUCCUUGCCUCUCCUCGGCUUCUCCAAGCCAACUUCCCCUUUGUCUUUUUUUUGCAGCCGGCCGGCCGGCGAGGAGAGCAAAGAGAGACCGACUAUUCUGCCUCUUUUGCAAGGGAGCCGGCAGCCCGGGCUUCACACGCCCCGCGAGAGUUAGCGAAGGGAGCUGCCGGCAGCCUGGCUUUCAGCAAAAGGGGCGCCCAGCUGCCAGUUCUGCCUUCCUCGUCUACAAGCAAGUUGAGUUGGUUUGCAGGAACCCAGUCCGGAGGUGGGGGGGAGCUUUCAAUCCUCCAGAGGGAAAAGACAAAAAAAAGAAUUUCAAGACUGGCUAACCACUUGGGUUGAUGGACCCUUUUUCCAUUUUUCAAAAUGGAACCUGUGUCAUUCAGAGUGAAAAACCCCGAGGCAUCCAGCGAUGGUUCGGUGGAUUUCCGCCUUCAGCUGAUUGGUUCCUUGCCGGUGCAUCCUUUAACCACGAUGCCAAUGCUUCCUUGGAUUGUAGCCCAGAUCCGACUCAGCACUCAACCUUUGAAGGAAGACCCCGCCGCUAGCCGAAUUCGGAUCUAUGUCUCCCCUGCCAGGAUACGGUGUGAAGCAGACUCGGGAAACAACCAGCAGUGGGAUCCUUUGAUUUGUUCUAGCCUGUUUGAGUGUAGGCCGCAAAACGUCCACAAACUGAUUCACAACAGCCACGAUCCCAGUUACUUUGCCUGCCUGAUCAGAGAUGGAGCGACGAAUGAGCAAAGCAUCUGCUACGUUUUCAAAGCCGAGGAUCAAACCAAAGUGCCUGAGAUUAUAAGCACCAUCCGACAAGCCGGGAAGAUCGCACGCCAGGAAGAGCUUCAGAACCAACUUUCCGAUGUCCAGGAUCAUUUUAGCAAGAAGUUUGAGGUGCUGUUUUGCGGCCGGGUGACCGUAGCCCACAAAAACGCGCCUCCAGCCCUGAUAGACGAGUGCAUCGAGAAAUUUAACGAUGUGAGUUAUACCCAAAAACUGGACGCGCCUCAUCAAAACGACACCGCCGAUCACUCCUCGAGUGGAUUUUUCAUAAGUGACAAAUUCCGCUCGGUUUUGCAGCCUCUGGUGAGCGAGGAACAGGGCGCUCAGCCUAUGAGGAAAUCUUACUCUCAGCCUGGACUCCGUUCUUUUGCUUUUAAAAGGGACUUGCAGACCUGGAGCCGGAAGAGUAACAGCCUGGCCAGAUCCUUGGAUGAUGACGAGGUCCUAACGCUGAACUUAAAAAGUCAAUUCAUCCAGGGGCAAAACGUACAGCCGACGGAUAUCGCCGGGAACCGGAUUAUGUUGUUCAUGAUUGGGCAGUCCGAAGUUUACAUCAUUAGUCCUGAGACCAAAAAAGUAGUCAUUGAGAAAAGCUUUAAAGAAAUUUCCUUUUGCUCCCAGGGGAUUAGGCACGUGGAUCACUUUGGAUUUAUCUGCAGGGAGCCUUCCAAACACGGAGGCUUCCAUUUUGUGUGUUAUGUGUUCCAGUGUGCAGAGGAAGCCCUGGUGGAUGAGAUCAUGAUGACCUUGAAGCAAGCUUUCAGCGUGGCAGCCAUCCAGCAAAAUUUCAAAGCUCAGCUUCAAUUCUGCGACGAGUGUCCGAUGCAAAUUCUUCAUAAGCUUUGUGAAAAGAUAGAAGGGACGCAUCCUUCUAAAAUUAAGUUGGAACUGCAGAAACAUUUAACAGCGCUGAAUAACCAAGAGCAAGCCUCCAUCUUUGAGGAAGUUCAGAAAAUAAGGCCAAGAAAUGAACAGAAGGAGAAUGAACUAAUCGUGUCUAUGCUGAGAAGCAUGUAUGAAGAAAAACAGAAGGAUCACGUUCACCUGGGGGACGUUAAACAGGCCACGCAAUCUUCUGUAGAAGCUCUGGGAAACGAAAUGCCGAACAACACAACUCGCUUCAAACUAGACAUGCUCAAGAGCAAAGCCAAAAGGUCCCUUACAGAAUCCUUAGAAAAUAUUUUAUCUCGGGGAAAUAAAAGCAAGAGCCUACAGGAAACUUCCGGAAGUAUUGAUUUGGAUAGCUCCAUAUCGAGCACGCUGAGUAACAUCAGUAAAGAUACGUCUGUCGGUGACCAGGAAAAUCAUUUCUCCCUGGAGAGCCCUCUAAAUCCAAAUGGAUCCGUGGACAAUCUUGACCUUCUCUCCACCAUGUUGGAAGGACCAUCUGAAGAACAUCUUGCCCAAUCGGCCUACCAGGGCUUUAGAAGGCGCGCUAACACCCUCACCCACGUUCCGUUGGAGAUCCAGGAGCCGUCUGAAUCUGCGGAAGCGUCUCCGUCUGUUUCGCAAAGAAAACUUCUGAGGUACCAUUCCAUGACCACAGAAACUCCAGACCACCAAAAUCAGCCAUCCGCCACUUCUGCCCUGCCUCCUCCAGCUCGGCUUCAUUCCUCAGCCUCCUCACCCAAUUUCUUCAAGCGCACUAGGCAUAGCUCAAGCGGAGAACAAGGCAGACAUGCCAUGUCAAAGAGCUUCUUGUCAACUACGUUCAGCACCUCCUACCGUUCCUCUCUCCAGCAAAAGCUUCACUCCUGCUCUUCUGUACCCAAUUUCUUAAAAUUCCUGGCUCCCGUCGAUGAGAAUGUCACCUCCGAUUUUAGGAAGUCCACCAGAGAUAACAAAUCCAAGCCAAAAGAAGCAGAUUUGAUCCCCGAGACCCCGGUGAAGGCUCGAAGACAUUCUUGGAGGCAGCAGAUCUUUUUAAGAGUGGCGACGCCACAAAAAGGAUGUGAUUCUUCCGGUUGGCACGAAGAUUAUUCUGAACUGGGAGAAUUGCCACCUCGAUCACCGUUGCUGCCAGUUUGUGAAGACGGUCCCUUCGGCGCCACAAAAGAAGAUAGAAAAAGGACACCCAAGGAGUUGCGGGAACUUUGGCAAAAAGCCAUUCUCCAACAGAUACUCCUCCUUCGGAUGGAAAAGGAAAACCGGAAACUGCAAGCUUCUGAAAACAAUCUACUCAAUAAACGCCUGAAGCUUGAUUACGAAGAAGUCACCCCGUGCCUCAAAGAAGUAAUGUCCGUCUGGGAUAAAAUGCUGACCACACCAGGAAGAUCGAAGGUGAAGUUUGACAUGGACAAAAUACACACUGCUGUUGAGAAAGGAGUCCCUCGGCAACAACGGGGAGAGAUAUGGAAAUUUCUAGCAGAGCUGCACCAACUCAAGCACCCAUUUCCAAAUAAGCAACAGCCGAAAGACACCCCUUACAAAGAGCUCUUGAAACAGCUGACUUCCCAGCAGCAUGCCAUUCUGAUUGAUUUGGGACGCACUUUCCCGACACAUCCCUACUUCUCAGCCCAGCUUGGAGCUGGACAGCUCUCUCUCUACAAUAUCUUGAAGGCGUAUUCCCUCCUGGAUCAGGAAGUAAGCUAUUGUCAAGGCCUCAGUUUUGUGGCAGGGGUGUUGUUGCUGCACAUGAGCGAAGAAGAAGCCUUCAACAUGCUGAAGUUCCUGAUGUUCGAUAUGGGCCUUAGGAAGCAAUAUCGACCCAUGACGAUUGUACAGAUCCAGAUGUAUCAGCUUUCUCGACUGCUUCACGAUUACCACAAAGAUCUUUACAACCACUUUGAAGCCAAUGAGAUUAGCCCCAGCCUCUACGCUGCCCCUUGGUUUCUGACCGUGUUCGCUUCUCAGUUUCCCCUGGGAUUUGUCGCCCGGGUGUUUGAUAUGAUGUUUCUCCAAGGAUCAGAAGUUAUAGUUAAAGUGGCUCUGAGCCUUUUGGGGAGCCAUAAGCUUUUGAUUCUGCAACAUGAAAACCUGGAAACGAUCGUUGACUUCAUUAAAAAUAUUCUCCCCAAUCUAGGCUUGGUACAGAUGGAAAAAAUCAUUAACCAGGUAUUUGAGAUGGAUAUCUCCAAACAGCUGCAAGCUUAUGAAGUGGAAUACCAUGUGCUUCAGGACGAAUUAACAGAUUCUUCUCUCAAUGACAAUCAAAGGAUGGAUAAACUGGAGAAAGCCAACAGUGGUUUACGGAAGCAGAACUUUGAUCUUCUGGAGGAGCUGCAGGUGGCUAAUAGGAAGAUCCACAACCUAGAAGUGAUGGUGGAGGCUCUGCUUCACAACGAAGGCAAAUUGAAGGAGACCGUCCUCCGUCUGGAACGGGAGAGGAAAACGUUGUUAGAAACUCUACAGGAAUUCCACACGCAGCCAGCAAACCCCAGUGGAAAAACUCUUUCCUCCAAGCAAGAACGUAGAGACGCCGCUAACUGAGCAUUGAAGGCUCCACGUAGGAGGAGAAAAAAAAGGGAGACCUCUUUUCUUAUGCAGCUCUUAGAAUUUUUCGUACCGUCCUUUUCCUUCGUCUUCCUUUUCCGAUCACGUUGCACAAAGGAGAAACGUGUCACAGUGCUUGGGUGGAAGAAUCCUACCUGUCUACGUCCCACAGUUGUUCAAACAGUACACAAUCCGGAGUGCAAGCAGAACGGUCUUUAAGCUUUACUAUUAUCUGACACAUUUCCACCUGGUUGUAAACGUCUGGGCUCGUUUACCCUACACAGUACUGCUUUUCGUUCUACGAGUUUCAUCAAAUUUACGCAGGAAGCAAUUGGGGAAAUUUCCAGGCUAAACCUCACGGUCUGCACACUUCUCAAGGAAUUUUCAUUUUAGGAGCAUGCUGGAGUGAUUUAUUUCCCAUUCAAGGGGUUAACGUGUGUUCAUUUAUGGUGCAAUUAUUUCCUCCAAAGCAGAAAAUGGGUUCUACUUAUUCACCUUGUGUUUUUAAAACUUACCCGCGGGGACACUGACAUCAUGAAUUGCAAGAAGCCAAAUGUCAUCCUAUAAUUUUGGGGAACUAUUCUUUCUGCUUGCCAAUGGGAUAAAUAUGGAUUUUUGUUCCUUUUAAUCUGGUUGUAGCAUAGUUGAAUGCUUUAAUAUCUUUCCCUUCUGUCUCUAUGGGCAGAAUCUGAAGCUGUCAUAUCAUUAUCAUUGAUUAUGCCUUGAAAUGUUACUUUAUUUAUUUUUUCAACCAUUGUGCUAUAAGCUUUUGUUUUUUGAAUGCAAAGCUAGUCUUUCCCCAUUUUAAUUCCAGGAGCUCAGUCAGAUAUCAAGCAGCUUCAAACAUCACUUUUAAAAAUUCCGGAGCCACUUAUUUAAAUGAAAGAACUAAGAUACCCCUAUACAUGUUGCACUUAGAAGCAAUUUAUGGUCUUAAAACGGUUUUAUAAAAAAAAAUAGUUGUAUUAUUUUUCAUUAGGCGUGCAGGCAUUGUUGUGCAUUGAAUAUAUAUAUAUAUAUUCUGUCUGUUGAAUAUUGGAAUAGUUAAAAGACUUCAGGUAUUCUGCAAACAGUCUAGGAUUCAUCACUGCUCAGUCAAAAUUUUAAUCAGAAAGGUUGGUUAAGGUCACAUUUGCCUGUUUUCAAACUGGUUUGCAGGUUGGCGAUUUUAAAAGUUUUAAAUUAGUCACAUAAGGAUGAUGAGACUCAUUGAGUGGGUUUUCCACGGAGGGAAAUAGAUCUGUACUUCUAGGUGUAUCUGCCCUACAAAUGUAACUUGAUUUAAUUACUAUUUCAUCCUGGGGGGGGGGGAGAAAGAGUUCCAUUUUUAGGAGAGCGUGACUGUCUCUGAAAGAUAAUUUUAAAUAUCCUUGUCAAAUUAAUUCAUUUGACCCUCGAAAGAAAAGCAGAACAAAGUAGCAGGCCUCCCCCACCUGAUGUAGUGUGGUUAUUUCUUAAAUGAGAGUUGACUGCAUUAAAUAACCAAUGUUCUUUGUUUCUAAAAGUUAACACUGGCUCCUUGGAAAUAACAGUUGCAAAGUCACCACAGGGUUUUGCAUUGAUAAAUAUUUGGUCAUGACAAUCUAUUGACUUUGCUGCUAUUUGGUUUGGUGUUAAGCAUCAUCUCCCCCACGUUUGUAUCUCUGUUUUUCCAUAAUUAUUUCAUACUGCCAGCAUCAGAUAUUUACUGCCAUAUCUAUAUACUGUUUGUGUGCCCAACUACAUUGGAUUUGGACAGAGAUUUGCCCAUCUAUAAGUUUUUUUUUAACACUUAAAAAAAGCAAUAAAUGCCAAAUUCAUGGGAGAUGCUCCAAAAAUCCAGAAAAA